This is a messenger RNA of Pangasianodon hypophthalmus (striped catfish), 3350 nucleotides long. RefSeq names its product kelch-like ECH-associated protein 1a (gene keap1a). Gene Ontology annotation, molecular function: protein binding. Bases 1316 to 3109 code for a protein of 597 amino acids. The transcript has 7 exons. NCBI's taxonomy places the organism in Eukaryota, Metazoa, Chordata, Actinopteri, Siluriformes, Pangasiidae. The record is from RefSeq and is a predicted model, not a curated record.
UGGAACUAAGAGACUCAAACCUGUUCCAGCAUGACAAUGCCCCUAAGCACAAUUCAAGCUCCAUGAAGACAUGGUGUGUGAAGGUUGGAGUGGAAGAACUCGAGUGUCCUGCACAGAGCCCUGACCUCAACCCCACUGAACACCUUUGGGAUGAACUGGAACACCGACUGAACCCCAGACCUCCUCACCAACAUCAGCACCUGACCUCACUAAUGCUCUUGUAGCUGAAUGAACACAAAUCCCCACAGCCACGCUCCAACAUCUAGUGGAAAGACUUCGCAGACUAGUGGAAGUUAUUAUAACAGCAAAGUGUGGAAUGAGAUGUUCAAAAAGCACAUGAGUGUGAUGGACAGGUGUACACAAACUUUUUUGCUAUAUAGUGUAUGCAGAGUUUUGUAUCUUUUUUUAUUAUUAUUAUAGGUAGGUUUUAGAUGCAUGUAAACCUGUUGCUGAAUAACCAGACUUCUGAUUGGUGCAGGUGUUACUGAAUAACAAAAUUCAGUAACCUCAAUUAAAUUUAGACAUUUUGCAAUAUUCAGUUGAACUUGUGUGCAGUUAUAUUACACAAUCAAGUGUGACACAGUAAUCAGUACAUCUUUAUACGUUCUGUUCUGAAACAAUUAUAGCAAUCUCCAGGUAGUUAAUAAUAAUCUCACCUGGCACAUGCAGUGCCAUUCUCCACGUAUCAGUGUUGCCUUUUAACUUAUAAGCUCACGUGACACAGCGAGGCCACACUUUCAAAGGCGAGUGGCCUCUUCUCAUGAUAAGCAUCAAGGCAAAUAUUGCACUUGGAAUGUUUGGUUGAGCAAUAAUCAGCCCUGAUGUUCUGCAAAUAAGUUAUGUAAUCCAGUUGAACAAACCAGUUUAGUGAUAAAUAAUUUUUAAAAAGCUGCACAGAAAAAAAAGUUAGCACAACUAAGACAGCAGUGGCACCGGUUGUGGUAUUCAGCACACCUAAUCAGAGAGCACAAGGCGUAAUGCAGAGUCACACUUGAAGAAAAUGAACUGCAGUUGAGAAGACGUUGUGUGGAUUUAGGAUGUCUGACAUCUAGUUCUUUUGAUGCUCUUUUGAGGUUCAUUUGUUGGUAUCUAUGUGACAUUCUCUCGAUAUUUGGUCCGGGUCAUUUAAAGAUGCCUAUUUGGUCUGCGAGAGACCCCAGUCACGAUGGAUUUAGAGUCAGACAAAAAAAAAAUGGCUUCCUAUCUCCCAGUGACUACCAGUUGUGUCUGUAUUACUUCAUGACACGUGGUUGGAUCUAGACUAUUUUACCUGCCCUGUAUCUUGUGAAACCGAAUUACAACCCAGGCUUGGAGAAUGAUAUGUCCAAGGAAGAAGAGGCCCAUCAAAGAUGAGGAUUUUUCAGCCAUCGUGGUGCCCUCGAUGAAAGGCCAUGGCUAUCUGGACUACACCAUUGAGAGUCACCCUUCCAGAGCCCUUCAUCUCAUGGAUGAGUUGCGUCAACACGGACUGCUCUGUGACCUGGUACUUCGAGUGACGUACAAAGAUACGAUGGUUGAUUUCAAGGUGCACAAACUGGUACUGGCAGCCUGCAGCCCAUACUUCAAAGCCAUGUUCACCAGCAACUUCAAGGAGUGCCAGGCCUCAGAGGUGACUCUCAGGGAUGUUUGCCCUCAGGUGAUCAGUAGGUUGGUGGACUAUGCCUAUACCUCCCGCAUCACAGUAGGGGAAAAGUGUGUGCUGCACGUCCUGCUGGCUGCCAUGCGCUUCCAAAUGGAGGACGUGGCGAAAGCAUGCUGUGACUUCCUGAUGAAGAACCUAGAGCCCUCAAACGUCAUUGGGAUUGCCCGGUUUGCAGAGGAGAUAGGCUGUGUCGAGCUGCAUCAGCGGUGUCGGGAGUAUAUCAACAGUCACUUCAGUGAGGUGACCAAAGAAGAGGAGUUCUUCAGCCUGACGCACUGCCAGCUGCUGGAGCUCAUCAGUCAGGACAGUCUGAAGGUUCUGUGCGAGACUGAGGUCUACAAAGCCUGCACUGACUGGGUGCGAUGGGAUGCGGAGGCUCGCUCCCAGUACUUCCAUGCUCUGCUCAAUGCUGUCCAUAUCUACGCCUUGCCUGCCAAGUUCCUCAAGAGGCAGCUGCAGUCAUGUCCUAUCUUGAGCAAGGCCAACUCCUGCAAAGACUUCCUCUCCAAGAUCUUCCAUGACAUGACCCUCCGCAAGUACCUGCCCCCUACUCCAUACCGAGGCACUAAGUUGAUCUACGUGGCUGGGGGUUACAAGCAGCACUCGUUGGACUCCAUGGAGGCUUUUGACCCACGAAACAACACUUGGCUGCCCCUGGAGCCGAUGACGCAACCCUGUAGUGGCUUGGGCGCCUCUGUACUGUUUGGGCUCUUCUACACUGUGGGGGGUCGAAACCUCUCAAUGCAGAGCAACGCAGACUCCGCAACACUGUCCUGCUACAACCCCAUGACCAAUCAGUGGACCCAGCUAGCUUCGCUUAACACAGCCAGAAACAGAGUGGGCACUGGGGAACUCGACGGGAGCAUCUACGCUGUUGGAGGAUCCCAUGGCUCCACACAUCACAACACAGUGGAGAGGUACGAUCCAGAGACAAACAGGUGGACAUAUGUGGCGCCGAUGUCCGUGGCACGCCUGGGAGCUGGAGUGGCAGCGUGCGGGGGAGCUCUGUAUGUGGUGGGGGGCUUCGAUGGCCAAAACCGGUGGAGAACAGUAGAACGCUAUCAACCAGACACCAACACUUGGCACCAUGUAGCAUCUAUGAACACUGCACGUAGUGGCUUAGGUGUGGUGUCUAUAGAUUCUUACCUCUACGCAGUGGGUGGUUAUGACGGCCAAAGGCAACUCAACACUAUGGAGAGAUAUAACGUAGCCAGAGACGUUUGGGAGCCCAUGGCGUCCAUGGUCCACAGUCGGAGUGCCCACGGAGUCACGGUCUACCACGACAAACUCUUCGUGUUUGGUGGUUUCAACCAGAGUGGUUUCCUGUCCAGCGUGGAGAGUUACUGCCCAGGAAGUAACCAGUGGACGUACGUGACGGACAUGCCAGUGGGUCGAAGUGGGAUGGGAGUAGGUGUAACCAUGGAGCCGUGCCCGGGCUGCUUUCCAGAGGAGGAAGACGAACUAUGAUGCAGACUUUGAACCUUGCAACGUCAUCAGAGUUCACGCCUGGCCCCUUGAGGUUGAGCAGAUACUUGGCAGGUUUCCCAGCCAGAACGAUUUUGACUCGUUGUGCUGUGGCAGUAUUGGACAAGACUGCACGGUGUAGGUUUGUGUGUGUUAUUUAGAACACAAUCGCUGGACUACUGACCUUUCCUGACGAGCUCGGAUUACUCUGUGAAUAAAUUGUGAAUAAAAGUUUUGAUCUGUA